UGUUCAUAUGGCAAAAUGGGAGGUCCAUAAAUUCCAUCUUUACCUGAAAAAAAAAAGCCGCCAAAAAAAUAACGUUCCUUAUCUUGUUUCAGAACCAUAGAAAAAAGAACCUUCAUUCUUCAAUCCAAAUUCAUCAAAUUUUUUAGGUUCAGUCUUUCUUUUAUGGCCUGAAAACCCAUCAAUUUCUUCUUCUUCUUCUUCUGGUUGGAAUUCUGAACGUUUUAAUGGCCUUUUCAGCAAUUCAUUAUCAUGGUUCUUUGUUACCUUCACCUAGUGUUGAUCAUCACCAACAAACACCAAAUCUUAACCACAUUUCCACAAACACCAUUCAAGUUGCUAGAAAGGAAAAAUUAGUACCACAAAGUGUAGCAGGAGGAGGCCAGCAUUCCAAGAAAACAUCAGUGAAAUGUAACGUUAGUCUAGAAGACUUCAUUGGAGGUGAUUUGAUCAAGUUUGAUUUAGGCCAGUGGUUAUCAGAUGUUGAAGAACACAAAGCUUUGGCAAUUUAUCCGCCCCACGAAGGCGGCUAUGAAGGCCGGUAUUUCAUCAGGUUGAGACAACAAGGGUACCAUUUUCUGGACCUUACAGCUAAAGGACUCGGUGAUCCUGAAACAACACUUAUCAAGUUUCACCCUGUUUGCCCUCCUCAUAUAGGGAAGCAGCCAAUUGCUAGAUGGUAUUACCCACCAGAGAUUGAUUUUAGGCUCUCAAUGCUUCCACCAAAUGCAAAAGGGCUUGUGCUUUAUCUUCUUGAUGCAAAGGUAAAAAUAUUACUGUUUUCAAAAUUUUCUGCUGAAUUUGAACAAAGUUUUGGUAUUUUCUUUAAUUGAUGCUGGCUUAUGUUUUGACAUGGAUGAUGUAGGUUUUGUCCAAGGCCGAGCUACAAUUUCUUGCUUUACUUCCUACUUUAAGGCCUAAUGUCAGAGUCAUUGCAGAAUGUGGGAACUGGAGGAAGUUUGUGUGGAAGCCUCUCAAGGAAAUUGCAAGCCUUUAGUGCCAGAGGAAGCAUAAACUGGUGCCAUCUGAAGUCUUGCAUUUGUUUCAAAAGCUUCAAGGAUCAAAUAUUUGAUUAAGGCUCCACUUUACAAUUGUAAUUAUGGUGGAAACUCUGAGGAUCAUUCAAGGCAUAUUACUGAUUUUGCAGACUUAUAUGUUCAUUUUUACGCUUUUUUGCGAAUACUACUAAUUACUUGAAUGUUUCCAUGGAAUUGAAACACGUGAUCAGAGGGCAUUAUAGCUUGAUAGCCAAAUCAUUUCAUAAGAUAGAAGCUAUCACAUACAGAGGUUUUAGAAACCAACAUAUUUUACUUAUACAUAGUGGAAAUUUAUUGAAACCCUUCUGAGUUCUGAUAAGAAGACAGAAUCUGAAGUGACAAAGUGGGAGAUUCUGCAAAACCUAAGUGUGGGAUCCCAUACCGGCUCUGAGUUUCUUAAUGGUUGCCUGAUCAGUCUUGAACGACUGCGCUAGUAUCCCGUCAUCGACGCCCGAGGAAAGCAAGAUUGGUGGAAGAUAAACAUUCCCUGUGAUUCCUCCAAGUACAGCAACAGUUUUUGCAUCUGAAACAUUACUAGGAUUGGACUUGAAAUUCACCAGCCCUGAUGGAAACAAAAACAUGUCCCCGGGUUGAAGAGUGUUCUGAUAGAGUUUGUUUUGAGUAUCUACAAAUCCUACCUCAAGAUUGCCUUCCAAUAACAGAAGUAAUUCAGCUGAAUAAGGGUUAAUGUUAGGUGGUUCCAUUUCACCAGCAUUAUAUUGACGCACUGAAAGAGAGACUCCCUGGUUACUGCCUGAUAACUGGCUGUUCAUGGUUUGGUUUGGACAGAAUCCGACCAUGUCGGAAGAUAUUAAACCUCGUACCCCUUUGACGUUACGAGGAUUGGGAUUUGUCUGGUUUGAAAUCAUCUGUUUUGGGACUAAUGAUUCGGGUGCAUCUUCAGCAUGAACAGCUAAUAUAGCCAUCCACGAAUUGGCAAAGAGGGAUACAAUCAGAAGGCUUGAAAUUGUAAACUGAGAUGAGAAUGUGGCCAUGACGAUGAGCUGGUUUUUUGUCAAAAAGUGAUUGAUCUUUAACUAGUUACUUCCGUUGCAGGGAGAUAUUACUAGUGGAAGCUAUUUAUAACAGCAUAUGAUAAGUUACCGGUGCCGCGGGGCGGGUUGAUGGUCACUGAGUUUGUGUGAUUUGCAACUGAUCUGAAUAGACUGUGAAAGAUGAGCAAACAGAAUUACUGAUUGUGUUUUGUUUUCGAAUGAAGGCAUAGGAAAUAUUCACGUUUUUGGCACUUUGGUCAAAAAUAUUGUGAAGGGGAUCACACUAUCUGAAACUACAAAUGAGCGAAGACAUCCAUCCGCCUACGAGUUUUCGUAAUGAGAUUCUGUCACACGUAAUAAAGUUUUUUAGAUUGAUUCUCUAUCCAUCAAUCGAGAUUGAUAUAAAUAAAUCUUAAAAGAAAAAUUUGAAGAAUGAAAGUCUUGUCAAGUACCUAUGUGUGCUGGAGCAAACUAUUCAAAC
Messenger RNA from Oldenlandia corymbosa var. corymbosa, 2510 nucleotides. The record is from the annotation of a GenBank genome assembly. Lineage: Eukaryota; Viridiplantae; Streptophyta; Magnoliopsida; Gentianales; Rubiaceae.